AUGACACGGAAAGCCAAGAGGCUGCCCUUCCCAAAGCUGAAGGCAAAGCCAAAGGCCAAGAAAGCAGUGCUGAACAGCGUUCACAACUACAAAAACGAGGCAUAUCCCCCUCCUUCUAAAGACCCUAAACACUGCAGCUUGAGAAGGCAGCCCAAAUAUCCUCGGAAGAGCACCCCCAGAAGGAACAAGUUUGACCAUUAUGCCAUUAUCAAGUUCCCUCUGACCACUGAGUCAGCCAGGAAGAAGACAGAAGAUAAGACACUUGUGUUCAUUGAGGAAGUUAAGCUCAACAGGCAUCAGAAUAAACAGGCCGGGAAGCUCUAUGACAUUGAUGCGACCAAGGUCAACACCCUAAUUAGACCUGAUGGAGAGGAGAAGGCACAUGUUCGGCUGGCUCCUGACUAUUCCGCCUUUGCAUGUUUCCAACAAAAAUGUGAUCAUAUAAAUAGACCAGCUGGUUAA
Messenger RNA from Sorex araneus (European shrew), 462 nucleotides. Its product is annotated as 60S ribosomal protein L23a-like. Lineage: Eukaryota; Metazoa; Chordata; Mammalia; Eulipotyphla; Soricidae. The transcript has a single exon. Gene Ontology annotation, molecular function: structural constituent of ribosome. The record is from RefSeq and is a predicted model, not a curated record. Gene Ontology annotation, biological process: translation; ribosomal large subunit assembly. Bases 1 to 462 code for a protein of 153 amino acids. Gene Ontology annotation, cellular component: cytosolic large ribosomal subunit; ribosome.